This is a messenger RNA of Plectropomus leopardus (leopard coralgrouper), 1366 nucleotides long. NCBI's taxonomy places the organism in Eukaryota, Metazoa, Chordata, Actinopteri, Perciformes, Serranidae. The record is from RefSeq and is a predicted model, not a curated record.
UUAGCAGGUUGCUAGCUGAGCACGGACGCUACAGUGCGGCUUCCAGGGGAUGUCCCACCCUUUCUAAGACACGUUGAGGACUCUGUGGCUUCUAGCGGCAACAAACGAGCAGGACUAACCCCCAAACUUUGGCAACAUGACGACGCGGUCGGAGAGAGAAAAAGCCCAGAAACUGAAUGAGCAGCAUCAGGCCAUCCUGUCUAAACUGCUGAGGGAAGAAGACAACAAGUACUGCGCUGACUGUGAGGCGAAAGGUCCUCGAUGGGCAUCAUGGAACCUUGGGGUGUUCAUGUGUAUCCGCUGUGCUGGCAUCCACCGCAACCUGGGUGUCCACAUCUCCAGAGUCAAAUCUGUCAAUCUGGACCAGUGGACACCUGAGCAGAUCCAGAGUAUGGUGGACAUGGGCAACACCAGGGCCAGACAGCUGUAUGAAGCCCACCUACCAGAGAGCUUCAGACGGCCACAGACAGACCAAGCAGUGGAGGUCUUCAUCCGGGACAAGUACGAGAGGAAAAAGUACUACAACAAGGAGGCCCUGGCUGCAGCUCCACCCAAGUCCUCUGAAGCUGCUCCUCCCUCCACCUCACCGUCCUCCCAGGCUGACAGGAGCAGACAGGAGAAAGAACGUGAAAAGAAAAAAGAGGAGAAGAAGAAAGAGAAGGACUCUGAUAAAGUGGAGAGACACAGCAACACAAAGCAGUCAGAGAGUAAAGCCACUUCCAAGGAAAGCACAGAGCCGGCUGUGGACCUGCUGGGCCUGGAUGCUCCAGAAGGUGGUGGGAGGGGCUCGAGUGGUGCCGCACCAAUCGGUGAUGAACUGGACAUCUUUGGACCAAUGGUCUCCAACCCUCUCCCCUCUUCCAACACCACACAGCAGUCUGGUUCCAGUACAGCACCUCCACAGGCGGACCCCUCUACCUCCUCCUCCGCCUCCUCCUCUACCUCCACCACUACCACCACCAAGGCAGAGGAGAAGAAGCUUUUAUCUAAGGACUCCAUCCUGUCUCUGUACGCCAGCAGCUCAGUGGCCAGUCAGCCACAGAGCCAGCAGCAGCCGGUUCCAGGACAAGGAAUGUACGUGGGUCAGCCUCAGAUGCAGUUCACUCCGCAGGGUUUUGCUCAAGGGAUGAGCGGAGCCGUCCCACCAACCACCAUUAUGGGUGGAGGGGCCAUGAUGUCCGGCAUGGCAAUGCCCAAUGGCGGCUACAUGGGAAUGCAGCAGCAGGGAGGGAUGCCAGCCAACCAAGGACAGAACAUGUACAGCAUGCAGCAAGGACAGCAGCAAGGACAGUGGAAUAUGAGCCAGUACAAGAGAAGCACAGUUAGUCUGCAGCAAAUAAACCUGGAUGACCAAUCAGAGGGCUAG